AUGGAUAUUGUAGAGGAAGUUUGUAAGGAUAAAACUGUGCGUCAAUAUGUAAAGGGUAAAUUCUUAGGGAAAGGAGGGUUUGCAAAAUGCUAUGAAUUUUAGCAUGGAGAAUAAUCUUAUGCUAGCAAAAUAAUUAGCAAGGCAAGUCUUACAAGAUCAAGAGCAAGAUAAAAAUUAAUGUCUGAAAUCAAGAUACAUCGCAGUCUAUAGCAUCAAAACAUAGUUGGGUUCCAUAGAUAUUUUGAGGAUGAUGAAAAUGUUUAUAUAUUAUUAGAAUUAUGCACUAAUCAGACUAUGAAUGAGUUACUCAAAAGAAGAAAAAGAUUAACUGAACUUGAAGUGUAAUGUUAUCUUAUGUAAAUACUAAUUGCACUUUAGUAUUUACAUAAGCAUAAAGUUAUACAUAGAGAUUUAAAAUUAGGCAAUUUAUUUUUGUCUGAUAAAAUGGAAGUCAAAUUAGGAGAUUUUGGGUUAGCUACUCUGAUAGAAUUCGAGGGUGAAAGAAAACGCACUGUUUGUGGCACACCCAAUUAUAUAGCACCAGAAAUCUUGGAAUCUAAAAGUGGUCAUAGUUUUGAAGUAGAUAUUUGGUCAUUUGGUGUUAUUGCUUAUACCCUUUUGAUUGGCAAACCUCCUUUUGAAACAACUGAUGUCAAAACUACUUAUAGAAGAAUCAAAAUGAAUGCUUACUAAUUCCCUGAAUCUAGUAUCAUUAGCAAUGCAGCAAGACAGCUGAUCAGUAAGAUUCUUAUCACUGAACCAUCUAAACGAUUAACUCUUUAAGAAAUUUAAGAUCACGAAUUCUUUCACGGUCUUAUUCCUUAAUUAUUACCUUUAAGCACAUUGGCUUGUCCACCCUCCUCAUAAUACAUGAGAUAGUAUCAGAAAUAACAAUCUACCAGUAUACCAAAAUUUGAAAACACUGAAAAAAGACCUCUUGAUCUCAAAUAACGUCCUCAAUAUGCAAGUAUGGAUAGAAUUCCAUUACGUUCCAAUAUCGAAAGUUGUCUUAAUUAGAAUUAUGUCAUUUAAGAGCCACAAAUCUAUGUUAAAAAAUGGGUUGAUUAUUCAAGUAAAUAUGGGUUGGGAUAUGUUUUCAAUAAUUUUCAAUGUGGAGUUUUUUAUAAUGACUGUUCAAAAAUGCUGAUGUUGAAUGAUGACAAAUACAUUUAUAUUGAUAGAAAUGGAGAAGAAAAGGAAGGAACCUUAAGAGAACAAACUCCAGAUAUGCAAAAGAAAUCCACUUUGAUGAUUCAUUUUAAGGGAUACUUAAUAGAAAAUGAAAUUGUUAAUGAAACUGAUUAAUAAAUUUGGCAAAAAAUUUAUGUUAAAAAAUGGAUGAAGGCAAAGCAUGCCAUCAUUUUUAGACUCUCUGAUAAGACUGUCUAAGUAGUUUUUAAUGAUAAUACACAAAUUAUUUUGACUUAAUAAUUAAAGGUGGUUACUUAUAUCGAUAAGGAAUUAGUUAAAUCAACCUAUAUGUUAAGCACUGCUUUAGAAAGCGAAAACAACUAAAUGGUUAAAAGACUUAAAUACACUAAAGAGAUACUUAGUUAAAUGUUAAGUGGUGGUAAUGGCCAUGGAACUUCCUCUUAAGUUGAUGUUUAACAGCAAAAGCCAUUGUAAGAGAGGGUGAAUACCCUUACUUCGUUAAAUUAGCAAAACAUCUAUAGUAGUACUUCAAGAUUGAAAAGUUCUCUACAUAAUAAAUGA
Paramecium tetraurelia is the source of this 1713-nucleotide messenger RNA. RefSeq lists its product as uncharacterized. Lineage: Eukaryota; Ciliophora; Oligohymenophorea; Peniculida; Parameciidae. The transcript has 3 exons. The record is from RefSeq and is a predicted model, not a curated record. Gene Ontology annotation, molecular function: ATP binding; protein binding; protein kinase activity. Gene Ontology annotation, cellular component: nucleus; centrosome; cytoplasm. Gene Ontology annotation, biological process: regulation of cytokinesis; protein phosphorylation; mitotic cell cycle.